AUGAUACAAGCAGCAAAGUGCCCUUUGAACAGGAGGAAAUCUUCCAGACUCAAUGACGAUAUUCCAGAAGAAGACGCCAUUAGUGUUUAUGUAGACAGGGCCUUUUCCAGAAGAACCCAGGUAGCCGGAUGUGGCGGAGUGUUGAGCAGGGGCAACGGUGCAACUAUAGAAUCCUUUUUAUGCCGCAUAGAGGGAAGAGAUAGCCUCACUGCUGAGAUCUGGGGAUGCAUUUGGGGACUCAGGCGAGCCUGGGACAAUGGCUUUCGUAUGGUUAGACUCCUUACAGACUGUACCGAGCUGAUCUCCCUAUGUAACUCAGAAGACGUGCACCUUCAUGAAGAUGAAAGUUUGAUCAGGGAACUGCAAAGCUACUUGCGACGUGAUUGGACUGUCCAGCUGAGAUACAUUAAUCGAAAUGAAAAUAAGGUGGCGGACCUGCUAGCAAAAGAAGCUCUCUCCAUGGGCUUUGGUCUACAAAUUCUCUCCAACGAGAGCACGGGACAUCUGCUCCUUGAGAGGGGCACCCUUUAG
Neltuma alba is the source of this 531-nucleotide messenger RNA. RefSeq lists its product as uncharacterized. The coding region runs from base 1 to 531 and encodes 176 amino acids. Gene Ontology annotation, molecular function: RNA-DNA hybrid ribonuclease activity; nucleic acid binding. Lineage: Eukaryota; Viridiplantae; Streptophyta; Magnoliopsida; Fabales; Fabaceae. The transcript has a single exon. The record is from RefSeq and is a predicted model, not a curated record.